CGAGGCGGCUCUGCGGACCGAGCUCCUCUGCUGCCUUCCUCCUCCUGCGAGUGCCCAGAAGGCUCCUGGUGGCGACGCUGCCCAGGGUGGGAGGCGCGGCCCCGCGGCGGCGGAGCCCUCGGCGCGGCGCAGCCAGCUCUCCCGCCCGCGCGGCGCCGUGACAGGUGCAGGGUCCCCCGCCCGAGACCCACCUGCAGGGGCUGUCGUGAUGCCCACCAUGCGGAGAACAGUGUCGGAGAUCCGCUCUCGUGCGGAAGGUUACGAGAAGACAGAUGAUGUUUCAGAGAAGACCUCGCUGGCUGAUCAGGAGGAAGUAAGAACCAUAUUCAUCAACCAGCCUCAGCUGACAAAAUUCUGCAACAAUCACGUCAGUACUGCAAAAUACAACGUGAUCACAUUCCUUCCAAGAUUCCUCUACUCUCAGUUCAGAAGAGCGGCGAAUUCGUUCUUUCUCUUUAUUGCCCUGCUCCAGCAAAUUCCCGAUGUGUCACCAACAGGUCGUUACACAACACUGGUUCCUCUCUUAUUUAUUUUAGCUGUGGCAGCUAUCAAAGAGAUAAUAGAAGAUAUUAAACGGCACAAAGCUGAUAAUGCUGUGAACAAGAAACAGACACAAGUUUUGAGAAAUGGUGCUUGGGAAAUUGUUCACUGGGAAAAGGUAAAUGUUGGAGAUGUAGUUAUAAUAAAAGGCAAAGAGUAUAUACCUGCUGACAUUGUCCUUCUCUCAUCAAGUGAACCCCAGGCCAUGUGCUACAUCGAGACAUCCAACUUAGAUGGUGAAACCAACUUGAAAAUUAGACAGGGCUUGCCAGCAACAUCAGACAUCAAGGACAUUGACAGUUUGAUGAGAAUUUCCGGCAGAAUCGAGUGUGAAAGCCCAAACCGACAUCUCUAUGAUUUUGUUGGGAACAUAAGGCUGGAUGGACAUGGCACUGUCCCCCUGGGAGCAGACCAGAUUCUUCUUCGAGGUGCUCAGUUAAGAAAUACUCAGUGGGUCCAUGGGAUAGUCGUCUACACUGGACAUGACACCAAGCUGAUGCAGAACUCCACAAGUCCGCCACUUAAGCUCUCCAAUGUGGAACGGAUUACAAAUGUACAGAUUCUGAUUUUAUUUUGCAUAUUAAUCGCCAUGUCUCUUAUCUGUUCUGUGGGCGCGGCCAUUUGGAACCGAAGGCAUUCUGGGAAAGACUGGUACCUCCAUCUACACUAUGGUGGCGCUAGUAAUUUCGGGCUGAACUUCUUGACUUUCAUUAUCCUUUUCAACAACCUCAUUCCCAUCAGCUUGUUGGUUACAUUAGAAGUGGUAAAAUUUACCCAGGCAUACUUCAUAAAUUGGGAUCUUGACAUGCACUAUGAGCCCACAGACACUGCAGCAAUGGCCCGGACAUCUAAUCUGAAUGAGGAACUCGGCCAGGUUAAAUACAUCUUUUCUGACAAAACUGGGACCCUGACGUGCAAUGUAAUGCAGUUUAAGAAGUGCACCAUCGCGGGCGUGGCUUAUGGGCAGAACUCGCAGUUUGGAGAUGAAAAAACAUUUAGUGACUCAUCCCUGUUGGAGAAUCUCCAGAAUAACCACCCAACCGCACCUAUCAUUUGUGAAUUUCUCACAAUGAUGGCAGUCUGCCACACAGCUGUACCAGAGAGAGAAGGCGAGAAGAUCUUUUAUCAGGCGGCGUCUCCAGAUGAGGGAGCACUGGUCAGAGCUGCCAAGCAGCUGAACUUUGUCUUCACUGGAAGAACUCCGGACUCGGUCAUCAUAGAUUCACUGGGGCAGGAAGAAAGAUAUGAAUUGCUCAAUGUCCUAGAGUUUACCAGCGCUAGGAAGAGGAUGUCGGUGGUGGUUCGCACUCCCUCCGGGAAGCUACGGCUUUACUGCAAAGGCGCUGACACAGUAAUUUAUGAACGACUUGCAGAGACUUCAAAGUACAAAGAAAUCACCCUAAAACAUUUAGAACAGUUUGCUACAGAAGGGCUGAGGACUCUGUGUUUUGCUGUGGCUGAGAUUUCCGAGAGUGACUUCGAGGAGUGGCGGGCUGUCUACCAACGAGCAUCCACAUCCGUGCAGAACAGGCUGCUGAAGCUGGAGGAGAGCUACGAGCUGAUUGAAAAGAAUCUUCAGCUACUUGGAGCUACAGCCAUCGAGGAUAAAUUACAAGACCAGGUGCCUGAAACUAUAGAAACUCUCAUGAAAGCUGACAUCAAAAUAUGGAUCCUGACUGGGGACAAGCAAGAAACCGCCAUCAAUAUUGGACACUCCUGCAGACUUCUGAAGAAGAACAUGGGGUUGAUCGUUAUAAAUGAAGGCUCCCUUGAUGGAACCAGGGAAACUCUCAGUCGCCACUGUACCACCCUUGGGGAUGCCCUUCGGAAGGAAAACGAUUUUGCUCUUAUCAUUGAUGGGAAGACCCUCAAAUACGCCUUAACCUUCGGAGUGCGGCAGUAUUUCCUGGACUUAGCUCUGUCGUGCAAAGCCGUCAUUUGCUGCAGGGUUUCUCCUCUUCAGAAGUCCGAGGUUGUUGAGAUGGUUAAGAAACAAGUCAAAGUCGUCACACUUGCGAUUGGAGAUGGAGCAAAUGACGUCAGCAUGAUACAGACGGCCCACGUGGGGGUUGGGAUAAGUGGCAAUGAAGGUUUGCAGGCAGCCAACUCUUCGGAUUACUCCAUAGCUCAGUUCAAAUAUUUGAAGAAUCUGCUGAUGGUUCAUGGUGCCUGGAAUUACAACAGAGUCUCCAAGUGCAUCCUGUACUGCUUCUACAAGAACAUUGUGCUCUACAUCAUUGAGAUCUGGUUUGCCUUUGUCAAUGGCUUUUCUGGACAGAUCCUCUUUGAGAGAUGGUGCAUAGGACUUUAUAAUGUGAUGUUUACAGCCAUGCCUCCCUUAACCCUGGGGAUAUUUGAGAGAUCGUGCCGAAAGGAGAACAUGCUGAAGUACCCUGAGCUGUACAAAACGUCUCAGAACGCUCUGGACUUCAACACCAAGGUUUUCUGGGUUCAUUGUUUGAAUGGCCUCUUCCACUCAGUUAUUCUGUUUUGGUUCCCACUAAAAGCCCUUCAGUAUGGCACAGUAUUCGGAAAUGGGAAAACCUCAGAUUACUUGCUUCUGGGAAACUUUGUUUACACUUUUGUAGUGAUAACUGUGUGUUUGAAAGCCGGACUGGAAACCUCCUAUUGGACGUGGUUCAGCCACAUUGCCAUCUGGGGCAGCAUCGCACUGUGGGUGGUGUUCUUUGGAAUCUACUCAUCUCUGUGGCCUUCCGUUCCCAUGGCCCCCGAUAUGUCUGGAGAGGCAGCCAUGCUCUUCAGCUCUGGAGUCUUCUGGAUGGGCUUGCUCUCCAUCCCCGUGGCGUCCUUGCUUCUGGAUGUGCUCUGUAAAGUCAUCAAGAGGACGGCUUUCAAAACGUUAGUGGAUGAAGUUCAGGAGCUCGAGGCGAAAUCUCAAGACCCCGGGGCGGUCGUACUUGGAAAAAGCCUCACGGAGAGGGCCCAGCUGCUUAAGAAUGUCUUUAAGAAGAACCACGUCAAUCUGUACCGCUCUGAGUCCCUGCAACAGAACCUUCUCCACGGCUACGCUUUCUCUCAAGAUGAAAACGGCAUCGUCUCUCAGUCGGAAGUGAUUAGAGCCUACGAUACCACGAAACAGAGGCCGGAGGAGUGGUGAUGAGGGGGCCCGAGCUACAGGCUCCGCUGUGUCUCUUAGGAGAGCUGUCACAAUCUAAGGUCUACUACCACCUGCUGACCAAUCCCAGUCUGCUCCACGGGGAGGAAGAGUGGAUCUGAGCUCAUCUCACAGCCGGACUUCAUGGACUUGAGCACUAUAUGAUUCUAGCCCCGUCGCCCUCAGAUGUUCUCAAGUCCCGGCUAAGGUUUUCUAAACCGGUACGGAAAUGACCUUGUGUCUUUGCCCGAGGGCUUUCUCAAAAACAAAAAACAAAAAAAAAAAAAAAAAAAAAAAAAAAAAAACGGGGACAGGUCAGUGUUCACAAGCUGUCCCUGUGGGGCUGUAACUAUCAGUUCAUUGGCUCAGCCAGCAGUCAAUCAACCAUUAAAAAAAAAAAAAAACUCUGACCCGGUAUUAAGGGGAGGUCUCUUGAUAUUCAGACUUCGAUUUCAGGCAAUGCUGAAACAAACCAGCAUUCUUGAACACUUCGCUCUUCUGAACACUUCUGAACUAGACAUUAAUAAGUGUUUGUGUCAAAAAGUGUCUUGCUAAGUGUUUGCCAAAGACGUUCGGUGUGUGUGUUUCUCACUCAGUAGUCAACUGCCCAGAAAUCUAAAAGGAAGUUUCCUCGCAGCAUGUACGAUCUGCAUGCUUGACUUUUCAAAUGUGAGCGUGACUUGCAAAAAUUGAACAUUUCCAGGCAUUUGUUACUAAAAUCUGUGAUGUUGCACCUUUGGCCUUACAACUGCUUCUCUGUCGAUUGUCUCUUUAUUUGUUCCAGUUGGAGGGACCUAUGUCCGUGUGACCCUUGUUAUAACACUGGUAUUUUUUUUAACUGUAUUGUCUGUCAUUUCUGAUGAACUUUAGACUCCUUUAGAUAUUCCUAAAAAUCUGGCUUCUGCUGUGUGUUGAAUGAUGUUACUUCGUCUUCAAUUUUUUUUCCCUCCUAAGAAAAUUAUGCUUACGUAUUUCUGUGGGAUUUCCCAAGCUUCUGUUUUGACGUCUGGGAUAAUCCAUCUGAUGAUGCAUGGGCUUUUUGUCAUGUGCGUAGGGCUCGGCUUUCGUCCUGUGUUCUGUUUGUCCUCACCGUGUGUUCCCACUGGAGAUGGGAUGUGUAACAGAGUUGGUGUGACAGUAACUACCCAUAUGCUUAAGCCUGAAAAUUAUUUCACAGUUCACUCGGCCAGCAAUUCCCAAAGUGAGUCACGUACCGCUUAUUGACACAAGACAUAUUAAGUGCAUUUGCCUUGUGUUAAGGAAACACCUAUUCUACUUCAGGAAACCGUCCAGUCAGUGACUACUUCUCACCGUGAAUAGGGCUUGCUGGUGCGCUUUCAAAUAGAUGUCCAUGCUCAUUUGUCUUGGCAUUUCCAUGAAAUCUCCUGACAAAUGCCUAUUUUGCUACCAACAAUAAAAGGUGAAGGGGCUGUUUAAAAACCACACCCAGUUUUCUACAGUUUUUACAGUAUUUUUUUCAUCUUCAAAGAUAAAGGGAGUUCUAGUUUUCAGAUACACUUCAGAGAUCGAAACAAACUCUUCUGCCUUUUAUUCAAAAGCCUGUUUGCCUUUAAGUGGGUUACCAGCAAAAUAGAGACUUUGAAACGUGUACGAGGACUGGCUUUGAGGAGAGGGAUUCUCCGAAUUACCCCCCCCCCCCAUUUACCUUAUUUUUCCCCUUUUUCUCAGUCUGGGUUUAAAAUCAGGCUGUGUUUCUUCCUCCUCUACAUGUGUAGCUAGUUACCAGUGUGUCUCCGCAUUCCCUACAAAUGAGGGGUUCUAAGCAUUCACAUAAUUCUAAAGGGGUGGAGUGGACAUAUCACAUCUCCAACCCAUCCUGUUGGAGCUGAGAUUAAGCAACCCGUGAAUCAAGACACCUAGCAGAACUGCACGUAUAGAAUCUCUAAGGUGAUCUUUCACCUUGUAAAGCUGUAGACUUUAACCUUCUACCAACUAAAUCUGGCAAGUGGGUUUUCCUCAGAGGUGACAGUUGAGGUCACACCACAGACAUGAAUGGCUAUCCAGGGAUGGCGUCCCUUUGCCCUCGCUAUUAGAAGCAUCUGGUCUCCAGAUUCCUCCCAUCAGCACAUUGUGGGUGAGAAUGCAGUGUUCUGACACCCGCGUGGAAAUCGAAAGUCUUCUUUUUAAUCUUGUAUCACGAAUUAUUUCGAUGGGACUCCUCCACAUGAUAUUCCUCAUGGUUAAUCAGUAUACAGCAUUUCCUGAAAUGAAACUCUGUAUUCCCUUUCAUUCCCGCAUCCUGUGUUUAAACGAUGGGCAUCAAGUCAGUCUCCCUGUUCCUUAGGCUGGGGAGAGCUGGGGAGCAACUGCUUGGGUGAAACUUGAAACAGAGAGUUGCUGAUGUGGUGAAUUUAUAGAGACUUGAUACACCAGAGUUUCUAACCAUUGUUAGGUGGGAGAAAAGUUCAUGGUUUUACUGGGAUUUAAAAGACUACAGUCAAAGUGACUUUAAACCUAUAUUUUCUCAAAGAAACAAUAUGUAACUCCACCUUAAAAAGUCCCCUUUAGGGACUUUAGUAAAUGCUGACAUGACUGCUUUGUAAUGUUUACAAUCCAGAAAAGACUAUUUAUAGCAGAAAAGCCUCAUUACUUUAGCAUCGAAAAGCUGGGAGUUUCUUCAUUCCUGCUGGAAUAGACCCAGGAAUAUAUAGCAUGGAUUCUCUAUGUGCUAGAUAUACAUGUAAAAAUGCAUUGGUGCCUUGCACCCUGAAAGAUGCUAUACUGUAGAAGGUAUUAGCAGGAAAGCAGUGUUCUCAGGAAUGUGGGAAAUUUGAACCUAAUAAGUGUGCUUCUUGGCUGGCACUCCCCUCAGCACUCAACUUGAGAUGGCAUCAGCAGCAAAGAGAACUUGCUGGAAAGCUUUCUCACAGGCAGAUUAAGGGAUACUGCCAGCUAAGGGAGCCAUGAAUUGUGUUGUCAUUGAAGAGAAUCAGUCAGGCUUUUCCUUCCCAACAGGCAGAAUGAAUUCUAGAAACGAUCAGCAUGUCAUCCCCACAUUAAUUAUAUAUUCUGAUUUUUCAAUUCAGUACCCCAGAGAGCUGGGAUGAUACUCACAGGUUAAUUUGUGCUACACUUAGUGCCACGCUCAUACGCUGCCAUUGAAAAACAUCCUUUCAGAAAAGGAACGCUAGCCAGAGAGCCAUAGAGAGGGACAUCCUCUUAGAACAGCAUGGAGCUUUUGCAACGCUACCUGUUCAUCUUGUGGCGGGUUUUUUGAUGGCUCUGGGUCUUAAAACUGUUUCAUGAAAUGAAUCUUUAGUCUAAUAAGUAAACUACAAAAGUCAUCAAGAAAGUGUCUCACUCAUGCACGCUGUGGUGACCACGUACGUGGAAUUCCUUCUGUCCGUUGCUCACAGUAACCCCAGGUGACUCCGUGCCUCAUAAAUGCUUUUUAAUGAUGAGGAUUUCUGGAUGGCCUCUUAACCAUACCAUAGCCUGAUAAUAAAGCACUUGUGAAACUCA
Messenger RNA from Arvicola amphibius (Eurasian water vole), 7138 nucleotides. It is a transcript of the gene Atp8a1, whose product is annotated as ATPase phospholipid transporting 8A1. Gene Ontology annotation, molecular function: ATPase-coupled intramembrane lipid carrier activity; magnesium ion binding; ATP binding. The coding region runs from base 209 to 3658 and encodes 1149 amino acids. NCBI's taxonomy places the organism in Eukaryota, Metazoa, Chordata, Mammalia, Rodentia, Cricetidae. The record is from RefSeq and is a predicted model, not a curated record. Gene Ontology annotation, biological process: phospholipid translocation. Gene Ontology annotation, cellular component: plasma membrane. The transcript has 36 exons.